AUGAACGACGAACACGACCACCCUUCCCUCUGCUGGAUGCUCCUAGCCUCUCUAGGUGCAUGCUUUGUCAGGUCCGACGACCCCGAGCGAGAACCUCUCUUCCCACCUCCUACGACAAUCCUCACCCAGCCGUCUGCUCAUCCCAGUGCCCGGGCUCGUCCGACGCUCCCAAACCUCCUCUCAUUCACAACAUCCUCCCGCUCUCGUUCUCGCUCCACCAGCCAGUACCCAUCCGUUAACUCUUCUCCCACUCGUACGACGGGCCCCUUGUCAGGCGGCUUUGGCUCCGAGAGAGACGGGACAGUGAGCUCGAGGAAGAGGGAAGAUGCUGGUAGGAGGAUGGAUAGUAUAUCGAAAGCUUUUGCUGGACGGAUGCAGCCCCUCGAGCAAUCCCUCCCCUCCACGCCCAGUACAGCCCGCGGCCUCCGCCCACUCUCCUCCACCCUCACCCUCUCUCACCCCUCCGCCCUCUCCCUCUCUCAACAGCACCAUCAACCCCCAUCCCCCCUCUCCCCACGGCCGACCCACCCCACGAGGUCCCAAACUACAUCCGUCCCCAACAACAGACCAUCCGCAUACGAGCCUUGCCCUUACGGUGCCACGCUACCUCACCGACCUAGCGCGCCAAAUCUGGGGAGGAGCAUUAGUGAGCCGUGGUACCUUGCCGAUUUGGCUGCGACUGUCAAAGUCGACUUUGCCGAGACGCAGAUCCCGAAAUACGGGCCGCUUAUCGUCUAUCGUCUGUCUCGUGCGGGGGUGGACCCUUCUUCGUUGCCUCAUGGUGACAGGCCUUUCGGGAAGGGAAGGGUGAGGAGCGCGACCACGAUGGAGAGGCUCACCUCGCCUUGGGAAGCGUCGAGAGGCAGGGAUAGGGAACCGAGCAUGUCUACUAUGGUCAGAGAACCUUCUUUUGACGGAUCCACCCCGUCUCCUACAAAGACGCACCACUCUGGCUCGUCUUUGGGCACCAGGAGCAUGAGGGCUGGAGGGGAGCGAUCGCUUUCGAAAGAUGAUUCUCUCAACCUUUCGCUGGAAGGAUCUCGUCAGGCAUCGCCGUUACCUUCUACGCGAGAGUAUCCCGAUGGCGAAGGGUACUUUGCCGAGGACGGGGAAGAGGAAGAGGGUGUGGUGAAGAGGGACCUGGGAUUGAGCGUCUUGUAUCAGAAACAGCAAAAGAGGCGGCCCAAGAGUAAGGGAAAGAAGAGGGUUAGCAGUUAG
Cryptococcus wingfieldii CBS 7118 is the source of this 1218-nucleotide messenger RNA. RefSeq lists its product as hypothetical. Bases 1 to 1218 code for a protein of 405 amino acids. Lineage: Eukaryota; Fungi; Basidiomycota; Tremellomycetes; Tremellales; Cryptococcaceae. The record is from RefSeq and is a predicted model, not a curated record. The transcript is spliced from 3 exons.